Messenger RNA from Sabethes cyaneus, 810 nucleotides. RefSeq names its product elongation of very long chain fatty acids protein AAEL008004-like. Gene Ontology annotation, molecular function: fatty acid elongase activity. The record is from RefSeq and is a predicted model, not a curated record. Lineage: Eukaryota; Metazoa; Arthropoda; Insecta; Diptera; Culicidae. Gene Ontology annotation, cellular component: endoplasmic reticulum membrane. Gene Ontology annotation, biological process: fatty acid elongation, polyunsaturated fatty acid; fatty acid elongation, saturated fatty acid; very long-chain fatty acid biosynthetic process. The coding region runs from base 1 to 810 and encodes 269 amino acids. The transcript has 4 exons.
AUGGCGCUUGUCCUCCGCCGGGUAUUCGAUGGCUAUCGUUGUUUUAUGACAGAGUAUCGAGAUGCCAGAAGCAUUGAACUACCUUUGGCGGGCUCACCAUGGCCCGUUAUAUCGAUAGUGUCCAUUUAUUUGUUUGUGGUUCUUAAACUGGGACCCGAAUUGAUGCAGCACCGGAAAGCGUUUGAUCUUAAACAUUUAAUUCGGGCUUACAACGCAGUACAGGUGAUAGCCAAUGGGGCACUGUUCCUGAUAAUUGUCUACCUCUUAUCGAUUAGAAAAAAUUUCUCCUACCUCUGCCAGCCAGUUAACUACACGCAGUCUCGUGAAGGCUAUGAGGAGAUGUUUAUGGCUUAUUGCUACUUUCUUCUAAAAGUGUUAGAUCUUGCAGAUACAGUAUUUUUCGUGCUUCGUAAGAAACAAUCGCACGUUUCCUUCCUACACGUGUACCAUCAUGCCGUCAUGGUAUUGGUAACCUAUUUGGCGUUUAUUUUUGUACCAGGAGGACAAACCGUCAUGUUGGGCAUUUGGAAUACGUUAGUUCACGCGGUAAUGUACUUCUACUACUUCGUCGCAUCCUACGGCAAUCAAUAUUCCAUCUGGUGGAAAAAGUACAUAACCCUUCUGCAAUUGGUGCAGUUCGUCCAUCUGGGCCUUCAUUUCGGAAUUCCGGCACUGUUCGGUAUGAACUGUGGAUUUCCCCGUUUCUGGCUCUGGAUCGGCUUUCUGCAGGCCGCAUUCAUACUCACCAUGUUUGCCGACUUUUACGUCCAAUCGUAUGUGAAAAAACGAAAAUUAAACCAUAAGGCCUAA